AUGACUCCGUCCACUGAUUUGGGAGAAGGAAAAGUGAUUGCCAAGGGCAAUAGCUUUCGUAGCCGACCAAGGACAUUUCCAUAUAUUUCAGCUUUACCUUAUGAGUGUGAGACACAAGAAGAACGAUUAGAACAUCUGGAUCAUAUCAUUGCCAACUUAUAUAUUGCCAUCAAGGGUGAUGAUCUGAAAGGGAUAAUUGGAAAUAGUACUGGGCCAGCUGUGUAUCAUUGGACUAAAGAACUCAGAUCUUGGAUUAGUCUUAAGUUUGACAUGCCACUGGAAACGCGAAUCAAGCUCAUCAAACUGUAUUACUCGCUCGCUCUAGCAGGAACAGAUGGAGCAGCAAUGGAGAAGUUCAUCAACAUGUUUUGCUUACUAUGUAAAGAUGAUCUAUUUCAAGAUACAGUUAAGCCACAGGAUCUAGAUCUGGAUUGGCGUACGCUUGUGGUGGUGAUGAGGAAAUUGGCAUUUCCACAGCAGUCGAGUUAUGAAGGCAGCAUUUCCAAGUCAUUUUCUGCAUUAUCCAGGCUGGCCCAGGUGGCUCGUCACUUGAUCAAGCCCGAGCUAACAUUACAAAUUCUGGAGGAGAUCCUGCCACACGUAAGUUUGCCAUGUCAGAAUGAUUUUGGCUGCUCUUCAAAUCUCUCCCCUCCCCACGCCCGACUCGAGCGAAGCGAGAGGAGCAGGGGGGUCUGGGGCGGAGCCCCAGCCGCCGGAGGCAUUGCGGACCAAGAACUAACAAAAGAAGUAUGCCGUUUCGAAGGCAAGUGUAUCCCACAAUGUUAUGAGUUUGCUGAUUCUGCUUACGCCUGCUGUGCCAGCAGAGGGAGAUGA
Messenger RNA from Sugiyamaella lignohabitans, 834 nucleotides. RefSeq lists its product as uncharacterized. The record is from RefSeq and is a predicted model, not a curated record. The transcript has a single exon. The coding region runs from base 1 to 834 and encodes 277 amino acids. Gene Ontology annotation, biological process: proteasomal ubiquitin-independent protein catabolic process. Gene Ontology annotation, cellular component: cytosol; nucleus. Gene Ontology annotation, molecular function: proteasome binding; peptidase activator activity. NCBI's taxonomy places the organism in Eukaryota, Fungi, Ascomycota, Dipodascomycetes, Dipodascales, Trichomonascaceae.